CAGCAACCAUGAAACUCCUCAUCCUCACCUGCCUCAUGGCUGCUGCUCUUGCUAUGCCUAAACUUCAUCACAGAAAUGCAGAAAACAUUCAAAAUCAAUACCAGGACAGCUCUGAGGAACAACAGGAGUCUGUCAAACUGCCUAUGUAUCUCAAGUUCACUGAAAAAUUCUUCAAUGACCUGAACAAACAGAGAGCUAUUCUGACAGAACAGAGUGAUGAAAUCAAGCAAACUAUGAAUGAACCAACUGAGGAACAAGCAAUGGCAAGCAUUCAGCAGGCAGUCGCCAGCACCAGCUCAUCAAGCGAGGAAACUGUGAAUGCUGUAUCCAAUGUCAAUGAGGAACAGCUUAAGAGACAGAUCAAAUGCAACCAACAAUGCCAGCAAGCUACCAUGGCCGAGCAGGCUACUCUGGCCCAGCAAGCUUUCCUGGCCCAGCAAGCUUCCCUGGCCCAGCAAGCUUCCCUUUCCCAGCAAGCUUCCCUGGCCCAGCAAGCUUCCAUGGCCCAGCAAGCUGCCCUGGCCCAGAGGCAUCCGGGUUUUGCAUAG
This is a messenger RNA of Microtus ochrogaster (prairie vole), 548 nucleotides long. RefSeq names its product casein alpha s1 (gene Csn1s1). The coding region runs from base 9 to 548 and encodes 179 amino acids. NCBI's taxonomy places the organism in Eukaryota, Metazoa, Chordata, Mammalia, Rodentia, Cricetidae. Gene Ontology annotation, biological process: response to 11-deoxycorticosterone; response to progesterone; response to dehydroepiandrosterone. Gene Ontology annotation, cellular component: extracellular region. The record is from RefSeq and is a predicted model, not a curated record. The transcript has 20 exons.